Messenger RNA from Chaetomium strumarium, 965 nucleotides. RefSeq lists its product as uncharacterized. Bases 114 to 965 code for a protein of 283 amino acids. NCBI's taxonomy places the organism in Eukaryota, Fungi, Ascomycota, Sordariomycetes, Sordariales, Chaetomiaceae. The transcript has a single exon. The record is from RefSeq and is a predicted model, not a curated record.
GUUACGGCCACUCCAAGGGCCGUAUGGGAUAUAUACUACUUCUCCACGCCAGACGGUAGAAACAUGAAUCCCGAUGUCUUCCAACACAAGUCCACCUAGAAAUUAGACUCAGCAUGUACCCGCUUACACUCUUGACGCUCGGCGUACUUGGCCCGUCGCUGGCCUCAGCAGCGGACUGCACUAGAGAGUUUCUCCAAGCGAGUGCCGACAGCCUGGUCGCCGCGCAGACGGCAGGCGACCCGAGUCUGCUUAAGCCGGUGGCGGAGAGCUUCGUGUACCAGGAGAACUACCGGGCGGCCACCUUCAAGUCGGGCAUCCUGGCCACGGCGCUCAAGAUCGACCACAGCCGGCACAGCCUGGACACGACGCAGUGUGCCACCUACACGGAGCUGAUCUCGGCCAAGGGCAGCAAGCCGUACGUGAUCGGCACGCAGAUGCACUUCAAGGACGGCGCCGUGUCCAAGGUCGACACGCUCAUCACCAGCACCGGCGACUGGCUGUUCAACGCCACCGGCACGCUCAACUGGGCCAGCAAGGAGGCCUGGGACCCGAUCCCGGAAGCGAAGCGCGACUCGCGCGCGGUGAUCCAGGCCGCUGCCGAUGCCUACUGCGACAUCUUCAGCAACAAGAGCGUCGUGGUGCCGUGGGGCCGCCCGUGCGCCCGGCUCGAGGGCGGCUCCUACACGGGCAACGGAAGCCCGAGCGACCGGUGUGAUGUGGGCAUUCCGAGCGGCGUCGCGCUGACAGACCGCCGCUAUGUCAUUGACGAGACGGUCGGCGCCGUCGACGUCUUCCUGAGCUUCUCGGGCAUCCCGGACAGCCACGAGUUCCGCGUCGAGGGCGGCAAGCUGCGCUACGUGCACACCAUGACCGUCAUGACCGCCAGGGGCAAUGGCAACGGCAACGGCAACGGCAAGGGGAAGGGCAGAAGGGUCAGGGGAGCGAUGAGGCCGCCGCGGCACUGA